AUGGCCGAAGAUAACAACAACAUGCAGCCGGACGUCCUCAGCGCCCUGGUUGCCGAGAUACGAAGUCUGAGAGAAGAGAGUUCCCGAAGAAACACCCAGUUUGAAGAACGUUUUAUUGCCCUGGAACUCCAACAACACCAGCAAGCCCGUUCGUCUGAACUCCUAGAGCCAACGCCAUCUGUCACCCCGGCUGUCCCCAUUGAGGACACCCGUGUGGUCGCCACUCACAACCCUCACCCAACCAAGCGCCCCAAAUUACGAGACAUACCGAAAUUCGGCGGCGACAAGGCCCAGUGGCGAAGCUGGAAACUAGAAACCGAAGGAAAGCUACGAGUCGACAAAGAAGCCCUUGGAGAUGCAGAAGGCCACUUUAUGUACAUCUUCAUGAGCCUAGAAGGCAAGGCUAAAGACAACGUGACCACAUUUGUGGAGAUGCAAACCGAGAAGAAAACGUUCAAUGUUGCUGAACUACUCAACCGCCUCGAAUUGCUGUACGGGAGAGGGAUCGCAAGCGAGAGCUACACGCAACCUGCAUUCGAUUAA
Molecule: messenger RNA, 543 nt
Organism: Hirsutella rhossiliensis
Lineage: Eukaryota; Fungi; Ascomycota; Sordariomycetes; Hypocreales; Ophiocordycipitaceae
Exons: 1
Coding region: 1-543 (180 amino acids)
Source: RefSeq, a predicted model, not a curated record